Molecule: messenger RNA, 249 nt
Organism: Racocetra persica
Lineage: Eukaryota; Fungi; Glomeromycota; Glomeromycetes; Diversisporales; Gigasporaceae
Source: the annotation of a GenBank genome assembly
CAUUGCUAGAAACACAACUCUCGAAAAGCUCGCCAGAAUUAAACAUUUUUACUGAUAAAUUGGCGUUAACAAUGGCACGUGUACGAGUAGACGAUGUGAUAAGUUUUACAUUCACGUGCAUUUAUGAUAAUAAUUCGUCUCUGUCAUGUUACUUCACAAUCGACGUUGGAGAAACAAUGUAUAAAGUCAUAGAAUGUAAUCCUUUGCUCGAAGAAUUAGAUGAAUUGGUUUCACAAUUAAAUACUAGUC